This is a messenger RNA of Larimichthys crocea (large yellow croaker), 2340 nucleotides long. RefSeq names its product isocitrate dehydrogenase (NAD(+)) 3 non-catalytic subunit beta (gene idh3b). Lineage: Eukaryota; Metazoa; Chordata; Actinopteri; Sciaenidae. The record is from RefSeq and is a predicted model, not a curated record. Gene Ontology annotation, molecular function: oxidoreductase activity, acting on the CH-OH group of donors, NAD or NADP as acceptor; NAD binding; magnesium ion binding. Gene Ontology annotation, biological process: tricarboxylic acid cycle; isocitrate metabolic process. Bases 49 to 1221 code for a protein of 390 amino acids. The transcript has 11 exons. Gene Ontology annotation, cellular component: mitochondrion.
UAGCGCUCUACCGCCGCUGCACCACAGAAGAAGUAACAUAGUAGCUGCAUGCCCGUGACGAUGGCGGCCGCCCUGAGAGGAAGCUUGGUAACAUUGGUCAAGGGCCUGAGCAGCCCCCGGUGGCAGCAGUUGGCCUCUCGACCACUGAGUGUGUCUGCUGCUCUCUGUGGCCCAGAAGCCCCGCCGGCCCGAGCUGAUGCUACCUUCAAGGUGACCAUGGUUCCAGGGGAUGGAGUGGGACCUGAGCUGAUGACUGCUGUCAAGGAUGUGUUCAAGGCAGGAGAUGUCCCAGUAGAAUUUGAGGAGUUUCACCUGAGUGAGGUGCAGAACAUGGCCAGUGAGGAGAAGCUGGAGCAAGUGUUGACCUCUAUGAAAACCAACAAAGUGGCAAUGAAAGGAAAGAUUCACACACCCAUGGAGUUCAAAGGGGAGCUGGCUUCAUAUGAGAUGCGACUGAGGCGUAAACUGGACCUGUUUGCUAAUGUGGUUCAUGUGAACAGCCUGCCGGGCUACAGUACACGCCACAACAACCUGGACCUGGUCAUCAUCCGCGAACAGACUGAGGGCGAGUACAGUUCCCUGGAGCACGAGAGUGUGACGGGUGUGAUCGAAUGUUUGAAGAUCAUCACCAGACAGAAGUCACGGCGCAUCGCCAAGUUCGCCUUCGAUUAUGCCACCAAGAAGGGCCGAAACAAGGUCACCGCCGUCCACAAGGCUAACAUCAUGAAAUUAGGUGAUGGCCUGUUUCUGCAGAGCUGUGCGGAGGUGGCACAGCUGUACCCCAAAAUCAAAUAUGAGAACAUAAUCAUUGACAACUGUUGCAUGCAGCUGGUCCAGAACCCAUACCAGUUUGAUGUGCUGGUGAUGCCCAACCUCUAUGGCAACAUUAUUGAUAACCUGGCAGCGGGGCUGGUUGGAGGAGCAGGAGUUGUUCCUGGGGAAAGCUACAGUGCAGAGUAUGCUGUGUUUGAGACUGGUGCACGUCACCCCUUUGCACAAGCUGUAGGAAGGAACAUCGCCAACCCUACAGCCAUGCUGCUCAGUGCUGCUAACAUGCUCAGACACCUUAACCUGGAAUAUCACUCCCAAAUGGUGUCAGAUGCUGUCAAGAGGGUCAUCAAACAGGGCAAGGUACGGACACGAGACCUUGGCGGGUACUCUACCACUGGCGACUUUGUGCAUGCUGUUGUGGAAAACCUGCGUCACCGACCCGUUUACUAAGAUGUUUCACUGCGAUUUCUCUCGAAUCUGGACAUUGUUCUUAACAUGAACUGGACGCAUGUUAAGACUCAUCUCCCCUCUCACUGCCAAAUGACAGUUGUGCCACACCAUCCAAUGUUAUACCAAUGGUGCUGUACAUUACAAAAACGCACACCAUUUAUCUUCAUUGUUACUGUCUAUCAGACUAUCUUUCUUUCCGUUUUGUGUCACUGUGGUUGUUGUGUUUCAGCCAUGUUGGCCUUAAAUGCUACCUCUCUGCUGUCACACAUUGUUAGAACUGUCUGCAAAACAACCUGUCUGCCGUUAUCAACAGUUCAUAUCAGCUGCUUUACUUUUGCAUCACAUUCACCACCAACCUUUUAGGUUUGUUUUUUUUGAUUAUCUAAUCAUUCCUAGCUGAAACAUCUAAUGACAGACUGCUGCUGACACUGCUACAUCAUGACACUUUAUACCUUAACAUUUCUUAGUAUUUUUAAUAUUUCAUCCAAAAAAAUACUUUUCUUGUUGGUAAUGCCGUUAAUAUAUUUUCAUUGUCAUUUCAACCAAAAGAAAAGUCAAUUAAAGCAAAAAAGUCCUUUCAUGUUUUCCUCCAUCAGUUGUAAAAUAACUGCCAAGUGUAUAACAAAUUGAGAAUUUUUAUAAUAAUUCUACAGUUUAGUGAUACAGCCACAGACAAUCUCACUAUGUGAUGAUCACAGUGUUCUUACAGUUCGUACUGUUUACUGAGAGUGGCGCAGUGCACUUCUAGUCUAGGUUAAAUUAUGAAUUGAUAUUUUAUAUUUAAAUUUUAAAAAUGUUAUAUUUAAACAAUUUCCAUAUGAACAAGCUUUGUAAAAGAUGGAAUUGUCCAUGCCACUAACGCUGUAAGCUUUUGCCAUGCUUGUUUACAGCGUGCUACAGUUUAACAGACAUCACAAGUAUUCAGUUGUUAACCACAAAUAAUAAAAGAUGGAGUAACAUAAGUGCUGAUUGUUUUGUUUUUUUUAACUUUCUGGAAUAUGUACACCACCUGCAGUGUAAAGAGUGUCAUGUCCUUUUUUGAUUAUCAGAUUUAGGGUUUGUUUAUUCCAGAUCUUUUAUGGAGAUUUCAUACUUGCAUAUUAAAGCUUGUCACAAGUG